Saprolegnia parasitica CBS 223.65 is the source of this 1101-nucleotide messenger RNA. RefSeq lists its product as hypothetical. The transcript is spliced from 2 exons. Bases 1 to 1101 code for a protein of 366 amino acids. The record is from RefSeq and is a predicted model, not a curated record. NCBI's taxonomy places the organism in Eukaryota, Oomycota, Saprolegniomycetes, Saprolegniales, Saprolegniaceae.
AUGGACGACGAGAUGGUGGCAGCGAAGCUCGUCGAGGCCCGCGCGCGGUACGAAGCGCGUGAUGACGAUGGCGCCAUCGCGCUCUGGCGCAGCCUCCUCAAGACGGCGUACGCCACGCAGCAUCAUGCGCUCAUGUUCGUCGUGAGCAAGAACUUGGGCGACGCCGUGCUCGAUCUCGGCGAGGCCACAGCCUUCUACGAGUACGCGCUCGAGGUGGCGACAACGUGCGGCGUCAUGAGCGACGCCUCGCUGCGCUCUGCCGUUGCCGCGAUUGCGGUUGCGAUGCAGUCGAUGCAGGUUCUCGCGUGCCCUCUCUGCGGCUCAGCGCAGCGCUUUCACGGACGGUGCCACCGCUGCGCGGCCACAGAUGCGUGCGCCACGUGCACGCAGUCGUUUGCAACGUCCGAGCUCGUUUUGGACCCCAACGACAGCAACGUGUACUGCCAACCGUGCUACAACGCCUACUACAACGACGACGACGACGACGAUGAUGACCAAGACCAUGACAACGAAGACCAUGACGACAUGCUUGUCGACGUCCACGUACCGACGUCCGUUUCCUUGUGCACUGCGUGCAAGACAGGCAAGGCAACCAUCCGCGACUGGCAAGGCUCGUUCUACUGCCAAAGUUGCUUCAUCGCGCUCACACAAGCCAAGCUCGCCCGCGACUUGGAGGUGGUGGACGAGCCGUCGCCCAAAGCAGCGUCGCCCAAAGCGGCAACGCCCAAGGCACCAGCCCCCGACGCUCACACGCCCCAAGCGCCGGCCAGUGAACCGCGAACGAUUCCAGAGCCUGUCGCCGACGUGGAUGAAGCGCCGGUCGCGAGGCGCACGUAUGACCGCAAGUUCCUCCUUUCGUUCCGCAAAGUGCAUCGAUCGUGCCCGAGCGCGGUUCGGUCGUCGCCAGUGUUUCAAGCGUCGACCUCCAAGGCGGCCAAGGCAGCACCCAAACCGCCGACCCCGUCCCAACCUACUCCGUCGUGUGCUAUCCAAGACAAGACGGCGAUGCUCUGCGCUGCGCUCCGCCUCGACCCGGCGCAGUUGAAUGACGAGUUGGGCUUGUACGAGCACUACUACGCAACGACACCGCUCACCACGUAA